AUGUUCGGCUCCACCCCUGCCACGUCAACCACAGGGUCGUCACUAGGCCGAUCGGCAUCUUUCUCCUUCUCUCAACCUCCAGCCAACAAACCAUUCUCCGGUACAUCAGGAGGCUUCUCCUUCGGCGGUAGCACCACUUCCUCUGCUACCACCAGCGCGGCUCCAGCAAAUACCGGCGCAGCAGCUCCAGCUGCAGGAGGAUUCAGCUUUGGCGCAAAGCCGGCUACGACGACGGCUGCACCAGCAACGGGUGGCGGCCUGUUUGGUUCGAGCGUCAACACCCAACAACAGCAGCCACAACAGCAACAGCAACAGCAACAGCAGACAACAGGGUUCGGAGGCGGGCUUUUUGGAGCAAGCAGCAACACUGCCUCCACUUCAACGGGCGGCUUAUUUGGUAGCAAACCCAGUGCCCCUGCGACGAGCGGCGGGUUUUCGUUUGGUGGAAGCAACAACACUGGCAACCCAGCAUCCACCUCCACCGGUGGCCUCUUUGGCUCUUCGGCACAGCCAACACAGCAACAGCAACAGCCAUCCACAUCACUGUUCUCGUUUGGGUCGUCUCAACCUCAGCAACAGCAACAGCAACCUAAUAUCUCUUUGCAGCCGUUCCAAUCGCAACCGCAAUUCAAUGCAGGCGCGGCAGCAUCACCGUUUGCUCGAUUUGGCUACUUUCAAAAAGAACGCUUCAACGACCUCUCUGACGACGCUCGCAAACUUGUCGAGGAGCUCGACUCGCAUAUUUCCGCCCAGACGCAGCUUCGAGAUGAGUUGAAAACCAAAAACUUUGGCGAAGAGAUUCGCAAAUGCGCCGCGGAAUGGCACGAGCUCGACUCGGCGCUUAAAUCGCUCUCGGCAACGCUCGACACGGACGAAAACCAAUGCGUCGACGUUGGGCGCUUGCUCGAACGCGAUCGUACCACCACAUGUACGCUCUACUCUAUCAUUCUUAACGCCAAAGAGCCGCGCGCAGGAGCUGGAGCUUCGGAUGGCGCCUCGUUCGUCGAGUGGUUGGAGCACUUUUACUCUGAUCUCGCCGUGGAUUAUCGCGAUCGAAUCUCGCGUUACUCGAGCACGGUCGAGACCAUCCAACAUCAUCUGGCAUCGCUUUCGAGCAGAGAGACGUACACGCCUCAGGCGAUUUCAGACGCGAUUCAUGCUCAGCACGAGAGUUUUAUGACGUUGGCUGGACACGUAGCCGCACUGCAUGCCGAAGUGGAUGCAUUGAAGAAGGAUUACGCAAAGUGGUUCAAGCAGGUCAACAAAAGUGUCAGGGACCCUUUCGGUAGUAUGAACGCGCUGGCGGGGAGUGUGCCGCCUGCUACGUAG
Molecule: messenger RNA, 1329 nt
Organism: Mycosarcoma maydis (corn smut)
Lineage: Eukaryota; Fungi; Basidiomycota; Ustilaginomycetes; Ustilaginales
Exons: 1
Coding region: 1-1329 (442 amino acids)
Biological process (GO): nucleocytoplasmic transport
Cellular component (GO): nuclear pore
Molecular function (GO): structural constituent of nuclear pore
Source: RefSeq, a predicted model, not a curated record